Prionailurus viverrinus (fishing cat) is the source of this 2512-nucleotide messenger RNA. RefSeq names its product cyclin dependent kinase inhibitor 1B (gene CDKN1B). Gene Ontology annotation, molecular function: cyclin-dependent protein serine/threonine kinase inhibitor activity; protein-folding chaperone binding. The transcript has 3 exons. Bases 530 to 1126 code for a protein of 198 amino acids. Gene Ontology annotation, cellular component: nucleus; cytoplasm. Lineage: Eukaryota; Metazoa; Chordata; Mammalia; Carnivora; Felidae. The record is from RefSeq and is a predicted model, not a curated record. Gene Ontology annotation, biological process: G1/S transition of mitotic cell cycle; regulation of cell cycle; negative regulation of cell population proliferation.
GAUCUCCUCCUCUGUUUAAAUAGACUUGCGGUGUCAAUCAUUUUCUUCUUCGUCAGCCUCCCUUCCACCGCCAUAUUGGGCAACUAAAAAAAGGGGGCUCGUCUUUUCGGGGUGUUUUUCUCCCCCUCCCCUGUCCCCAGAGCCUCGCCGCUCCGCGACUCCGACGCCGCCAAGGUUUGGAGAGCCGCUCGGUUGGCGGGACCCGCGGGCUCGCAGCAGCCCGGGACCUGGACUGGCUUUGCCACCCCCCUCCUCUCUCCUCUCCCCUCCCCUCCCCGCCCUCCCGCUCGCCGGUACACUUGAUCGGCGGCGGCUCUCGGCUGCCUGGCCGGGGCUUCCCCUCACCCCUCCCCCAGAGCCAGCGCGCCCCUGACGCUCGGGCAGUUACUUGUCCGUGUUUGUUUCUCUUGGCUCGGAGCGCAGUCGCAGGGCUUAUAAGAGGGGUUCGGGCUGGGUCGGGGCGUUUUGUUUUGUUCAGUUUUGUUUUCGGAGAGCGCGCGCGAGGCGGUCGUAGAGACCCGGGAGGAAGAUGUCAAACGUGCGAGUGUCUAACGGGAGCCCGAGCCUGGAGCGGAUGGACGCCAGACAGGCGGAGUACCCCAAGCCCUCCGCCUGCAGGAACCUCUUCGGCCCGGUCAACCACGAAGAGUUGACCCGGGACUUGGAGAAGCACUGCAGAGACAUGGAAGAGGCAAGCCAGCGCAAGUGGAAUUUUGAUUUCCAGAAUCACAAGCCCCUGGAGGGCAAAUACGAGUGGCAAGAGGUGGAAAAGGGCAGCUUGCCCGAGUUCUACUACAGACCCCCGCGGCCACCCAAAGGCGCCUGCAAGGUGCCGGCGCAGGAGAGCCAGGAUGUCAGCGGGAACCGCCAGGCGGUGCCUUUAAUUGGGUCUCAGGCAAACACAGAGGACACACAUUUGGUAGACCAAAAGACUGAUACAUCGGACAACCAGACGGGGUUAGCGGAGCAGUGCCCUGGGAUAAGGAAGCGACCUGCUACAGAUGAUUCCUCUCCUCAAAACAAAAGAGCCAACAGAACAGAAGAAAAUGUCUCAGACGGUUCCCCGAACGCGGGUUCAGUGGAGCAGACGCCCAAGAAGCCUGGCCUGAGAAGACGUCAAACGUAAACUCAUCGAAUUAAGAGCACGUUUCCUUGUUUAUCAGAUACAUCACUGCUUGGUGAAGCAAGGAAGAUAUAUAUUAAAAAUUUUAAAUACAUAUCGCUGACUCCAUGGAGUGGACAUCCUGUAUAAGCACUGAAAAGCAACAACACAAUAACACUAAAAUUUUAGGCACUCUUAAAUGAUCUGCCUCUAAAAGCAUUGGAUGUAGCAUUGUGCAAUUAGGUUUUUCCUUAUUUGCUUCAUUGUACUACCUGUGUAUAUAGUUUUUACCUUUUAUGUAGCACAUAAACUUUGGGGGGAGGGACGGCAGGGUGGGGCUGAGGAAUUGGCGUGGGGGGGGGGUUUCUGAAGAGCUUGCUUCCAUUUAGAGCAAGGAGAAAAAUAUUUGACUUGCAUGAAGAGAAGCAGUUUUGGGGAAGGGUUUGAAUUGUUUUCUUUAAAGAUGUAAUGUCUCUUUCAGUGAAAACUGAUAAUUCAUUUUUAAAAAAUCAUCCAAAUUUGAACACUGGUUGCAAAUAAUUGCUAAUUUUUUUGUACAUGAAGCUUUUUCUCAUUUGGGAGCUCUGAUGAUUCCGUUAUGUAGUGGCAAAUGGCUUUUUUUUUUUUUUUUAAACAAAAAACUAUCCUCUUAUUCCCCCCGCCCCCCCCCCCCCUUCAGUUUCUCUUAAAAUUGGAAUUUACCAUUUAAUUAUUCAGCAGUUAGGUAAUCCUUUCAGGUAAUUCUGGGCAAAUAUCUGGGGUGUAUGGGGGGAGUUCUAAAUGCUCAGAUUUAACCGUCUAAUUUUUAUCAGGUUUGCUGAGAAGAUUUCUUAAUUUUCUUUGGACUUUGAGCUGUGUAGACACAGUCAAAAUAAUUCUAAUACCUUGGAUAUUUUUUAAACAUCUUCCAGUAACUUCACAUAAAAAUAAUGAAAUCAUUUUAAUUUAAAGGUUCUCAUUUUAUUUGUUAAUUUGCCCCAAGGAAAUGGUGUUUUUAAAGGAAAGUGCAUAUAGAGAAAAGCAUACGUGGAAUUACUGAAAUGGGUACUACAUCUUUAAACAGUAUUUUUACAUUGCCUGUGUAUGUGUAUGAAACAAAACCAUUUGAAGUGUACCUGUGUACAUAACUCUGUAAAGACACUGAAAGAUUAUACUAACUUAUUUAUGUUAAAAAGAGAUUUUUUUUUUUUUUUUAAUCUAGACCAUAUACAAGCCAAAGUGGCAUGUUUUGUGCAUUUGUAAAUGCUGUAUUGGGUAGAAUAGAUUUUUUCCCCUUCUUCUGUUAAAUAAUAUGGCUAUGCUUAAAAGGUUGCAUACUGAGCCAAGUAUAAUUUUUUGUAAUGUGUGAAAAAGAUGCCAAUUAUUGUUACACAUCAAGCAAUCAAUAAAGAAAACUUCCAUAGCUAUCGA